Messenger RNA from Paramecium sonneborni, 2454 nucleotides. The record is from the annotation of a GenBank genome assembly. NCBI's taxonomy places the organism in Eukaryota, Ciliophora, Oligohymenophorea, Peniculida, Parameciidae.
AUGUUAUAGCAACCUGACAUUUAAAGACAUUUAGAAUUGAUAGAUGAGGAAUCUGAUAUCAGUUCGAUUGAGAAUACUUUAGAAGAAAUUUCAAUUGAUGCUCAAGCAUGCUUAAAUUAAAAACAAAUAUGUAUUAAUAAUACUGAAAUAUAUUUUCCUCAUUAAAAACCAUAUGAAGAAUAAUUAAAUUAUAUGCAGAAAGUUAUAAGUAUAUUGGAUAAUAGCGGAAAUGGAUUGUAUAAUAAUUUAUAUUUAUUUUAAGAUUAGAAUCACCAACAGGAACUGGUAAAACUUUAUCUUUGUUAUGUGCUUCCUUAGGAUGGCUUAAUAAAAAUAGAAAAACUUAAAUUAAUUCAAAUAUUCCAACUAAAAUAAAAAUUAUUUAUGCCUCAAGAACUCAUUCUUAAUUGAAAUAAGUUGCCUAAGAAUUGUAGAAUUCUGUUUAUAGACCAAAUAUUUCUAUUCUGGGUUCAAGAGAUUAAUAUUGUUUAAGAGAAGAUUUUUAAAUUUAUUCAGGUAAUGAUUUAAAAUAAAGAUGUUGUAAUCUUAUUAAAGCUAAAAAAUGUGAAUUUUUUGAUAAAGAAAUUUUACAUAAAGUGGCUAAGUCUAGUUAAAAGAGGAUAUGUAAUUUAGAGGAAUCCAAAUAAUUUGGGCUUGAUUAGAAAUUUUGUCCUUACUUCUUGGAAAAAAGUAAAACUGAGCUAGCAGAUUUAAUAUUACUUCCUUAUAACUACUUAUUAAACAAUAACUAAAAUAAAGUUCUUGAUCUUAAUAACUCUAUUAUUAUUUUUGAUGAAGCUCACAAUGUUCCAAAAUGUGCUGAAGAAGGAGGAUAGUUUGAAAUUAGUGAAGCAAUUAUUUAAAAAGCAAAAAAUGAGUUAGAAUUUGAAAUGUAAGAUUUUGUUAUAAAUCCUGAAAACUUAAAAGAUCUAUAAGCAAUAAUUUCCAAAUAGAAUUAUUAAGGAAACUUAUUUAAUAAUUUGAAGAGUGAAAAAAUAUUUAAUAAUAUUUUGGAGGCAUUAGAACAGUUUUUAUCGGAUUUUAGUAAGUUUAAAAACUAUUUUAAUUCACAAAACAAGAAUGACUCAGAUAAUCAAGAUUAAAUUUAAGUUUUAGAGGAAUCUAUUAUAGAUUAGAUUUUUUACAGCACUGAUAGAUAAAUUAAUUUUUAAAACAUCCUAGAUUAUAUGUAGGAUUGCUUUAUUUUAACAAAAUAUUUUAGAUUAAAGAAUAAGUUAACACCUAAUUUUCAAUCUUGGAUUACAUUCAUAGUUAAAAUUUACAAUAUAAAGAAAUUUGAUAAACAAAAAAUUUUUAAUUCUUAUAGACUAGUAUUAAAAAAGUCUAAAAAUUAAAAAUUAUCAAUAGAAAUGUGGUGUUUAGAUCCAUCUUUGAUCUUUAACAUAAUUAGAAAAAAAUAUAAAAUUCAUUCAAUAAUUUUAACUUCAGGUACUUUAUCUCCAUUAAAUUCAUGGGAAAGUGAAUUAUAAAUUAAAUUUAAUGAGUAAGUGGCAAUCGACCAUGUCAUAAACGUAUAGAAAAAUGUUAGAGUUUAUUUACAUUAAUAUUACAAUUUUUCUAAAAAAUAUAGAGAAGACAAAGAUUAAAUUAAACAAAUAGGUAAUCAAUUAAUUAAAUUUUCAAAUAUAAUUCCAGGGGGAAUUUUAGUGAUAUUUCCUUCAUACGACAUGAUGAAUAAUUUCAAAAUUAUAUGGGAAAGAAACAAUAUAAUCAAGUAGUUAAACAAUUAGAAGAAAUGCUUUUGGGAAGAAAAAGGAAAAAAUGAAUUAAGAAAUUUUUAAUAAUCGAAUCAAGCAAUAUUGUUUGCUAUUCACAGAGGUAAAGUUUCUGAAGGGAUUAAUUUUUCUGAUGAUUUAUGCAGAGCAUUAUUUUUAAUUGGUGUGCCAUUUCUUUAUAAAAAAGAACUAAGGAUCGAACAAAAAAUGCAAUUCUUAAAUAAAUAAAAUUAUAAGGAUUUGAAUAGUGAAUAAUGGUAUAAUUAGCAAGCGAUUAGAGCUACAAAUUAAGCUUUAGGGAGAGUUAUACGUCAUAUUAAUGAUUUUGGGUAUAUUUGCUUUUUAUUUUAGAAUUAUAUAUUUAUGCGAUCAAAGAUAUUCUUGUAAAUAAAUAAAAUCUGGAUUAUCUAAAUGGGUUUGUUAAGCAUUAGAAUAUUGGAAUGAUGAUGUUUUUCAGAAAACUAAAGAUUUUUUUUAAAUGAAAAGGGAGCUUCCUGUAUCAAUUUUAAUAUUUUAGAUUCCAAAUUAAAAUAACUCAAUUGUGCAAUAAAACACAAGUAUAGAUAUUGAAGAAUCUAUAAGAUAGAGAUAAAACGAAAGUGAGACUAAAGAUCACGAAGCUUAGGCAAGUGAAAAUUUAAUUUUGAUAGAAUAUCAAAACCAAAAAAAAAUUUAGUUGAUUAUAAGAAAACCAAUAAAAAAACACGAUAAAAAAUGA